This is a messenger RNA of Rodentolepis nana, 216 nucleotides long. NCBI's taxonomy places the organism in Eukaryota, Metazoa, Platyhelminthes, Cestoda, Cyclophyllidea, Hymenolepididae. The record is from the annotation of a GenBank genome assembly.
UUGCACAUUUUUAGAGAUAUCGCAGCUAGGAAUUGUCUAGUGAGUCAUAAUCACGAGAGUGGUCGCAUUGUCAAAUUGUGUGACUUUGGUUUGGCGCGGGAUAUUUACAAAAAUGACUACUACAGAAAAAGGAAUGAGCCCAAACUGCCUGUUCGAUGGAUGUCUCCAGAAGCCAUUCUUGAAGGUCUCUUUACAAGUAAAUCAGAUAUCUGGUAA